AAUGUAGCGUCAAAUAUGCGUUGGACUGAGUGAAUUUCAGAGAAAGGGAGGAGAAAGAAGGGAGAUGUGAGACGGUGGUACAGUAGCAACCUAGCUAACUGUAGUUCUCGAAUUUUCGGUCUUCAGGCAAUUUCAGAGAUGGCAGAAGCUCACCAGGCCGUGGCCUUCCAGUUCACCAUCACACCGGAGGGCAUCGACCUGCAGUUGUCCCAUGAGGCUCUAAGGCAGGUGUACCUCUCUGGGCUGCGCUCCUGGAAGAAGAGAUUCAUCCGCAUGAAGAAUAGUGUGAUCACAGGAGUUUACCCUGCUAGCCCCUCCUCUUGGCUAUUUGUGGUCAUCGCAAUCCUAGCCACCAUGUACACUCGCUCAGACCCCUCCAUGGGCCUGAUAGCUAAAAUACAAGAGCACCUACCAGUCAGUCAGUCUCUCAGUGCGCAGUGCCAGACGGUGGUGUCAGCGGUGCUCUUCAGCACGCUGCUCUGGCUGUCUCUCAUCUUCACCAUGCGCCUGUGCCUGAAGCAGCUCCUCUCCUACCACGGCUGGAUGUUUGAGCAGCACGGCAAGAUAUCAAACACCACCAAAGUCUGGGUGGCAUUGGUGCGCAUCUUCUCAGGCAGACAGCCCUUGCUCUACAGUUACCAGGGGUCUCUUCCAAACCUGCCUGUCCCUGCCGUUAAAGACACAAUCAAACGGUACCUGGAGUCUGUGCGGCCUUUAAUGAGCGAGAGCGAGUUUGAGCGCAUGUCUACGCUGGCUACGGAGUUCGAAGGUGGCCUGGGGAACCGGCUGCAGUGGUACCUCAAGCUCAAAGCACUCUGGGCUGCCAAUUAUGUGAGUGACUGGUGGGAGGAGUAUAUCUACCUCAGAGGGCGAAGUCCCAUUAUGGUCAACAGCAACUACUAUGGCAUGGACUUCCUGUAUGUGACACCCACCCCCAUCCAGGCAGCUAGAGCUGGGAACACCAUUCAGGCCUUCCUGCUCUACCGGAGAAAGCUCAACCGAGAGGAGAUGAAGCCUAGUCGUGUCCCAGGCACUGUCAUUCCUCUGUGUGCCGCUCAGUGUGAGAGGAUGUUCAACACCACACGCAUUCCAGGAGAAGAGACUGAUACCGUACAGCACUGGCAGGACAGCGACUAUGUGGCAGUGUACCACAGGGGGCGCUACUUCCGAUUAUGGGUAUACAAGGCAGGCAGGAUGCUGACCUCGCGAGAGAUCGAGCUCCAGAUCCAGAAGAUCUUGGAUGACUCCUCUCCCCCUUUGCCUGGAGAGGACAAGCUGGGGGCUCUGACUGCAGGAGACAGAGUGCCAUGGGCGAAGGUUCGAAAGCAGUUUUUCAGCACUGGAGUCAACAAGCGAUCCCUGGACUGUAUCGAGAAAGCUGCUUUCUUUGUCACCCUGGAUGACGAUGAGCAAGGAAUGAUGGGAGAUGAUCCAGCUGCCAGCCUGGAUCGCUAUGCUAAGUCCCUUCUCCAUGGGAAGUGUUAUGACAGGUGGUUUGAUAAGUCCUUCUCUGUGGUGGUGUAUAAGAAUGGAAAGAAUGGCCUGAACGCGGAACACUCGUGGGCCGACGCUCCGGUCGUGGCACACCUGUGGGAGUUUGUUUUGGCCACUGACAGUUUCCAGCUGGGUUAUGAUGAAGAGGGCCACUGCAAGGGUGAUGUGGACCCAAAGUUACCCCAACCACAGAGACUGUCUUGGGAGAUUCCCCCAGAGUGUGAAGAGGUGGUGAGCCAGUCUUUGGCGGUGGCCCAGGCUCUGGCUGACGACGUGGACUUCCACGUUUUCUCCUUCAGCGACUUUGGAAAAGGAAAAAUUAAAAAGUGCAGAAUUAGUCCAGAUGCCUUUAUUCAGCUUGCUCUGCAGCUGGCUUAUUACAGGGACAGAGGGCUUUUUUGUCUGACGUACGAGGCCUCUAUGACUCGCCUGUUCAGAGAAGGGAGAACGGAGACCGUGCGGUCCUGCACCAACGAGAGCUGUGCCUUUGUGAAAGCGCUCGAGAGUGGAGAGGAUGAAGACCUUUGCAGACGCCUGCUUCGACUGGCUACGGACAAGCACCAGAAUCUGUACCGAAUGGCAAUGACAGGGGCAGGGAUAGACAGACACCUCUUCUGCCUUUACGUGGUCUCUAAGUACCUGGGACUGGAGUCACCUUUCCUGAAAGAGGUGCUGUCAGAGCCUUGGCGCUUGUCCACCAGUCAGACUCCAGUUCAGCAGGUUGAGCUCUUUGACCUGGUCAACCACCCAGAGUACAUUUCCUGUGGCGGGGGCUUUGGUCCGGUGGCUGAUGAUGGUUAUGGCGUGUCCUAUAUUAUAGUGGGGGAAAACAUGAUCAACUUCCACGUCUCCUGCAAGCACUCCUGUGCACAGACUGACUCUCACAGGUAUGGUGCUCAUAUCAGACAGGCUCUGCUGGACUUGCUGCUCCUGGGAGACCCAGGUAGACCGGGAAAGGCACAGGCCAAGAAAGACCUGUAGACACGCGAAUGGGCGGAGCGUGGAAAGUGAAACGGGAUUGGGUAGGGAAAUGGUUAGAAAAGAUAGUACUGCAGCACAAAUAAGUGAAUGGGGGGGGGGGGGUGAAGCACACAAUGGAAAAAGCAAACUCUUCUAUGUGAAAAUGGGAAGUGCAACUUGUAGUAGGAGGAAAUGGAACCUCAGAAAGACGAUAGAGAAAUAAGAAAUUGAGGGAACCAAAAGCCAAAAAAGGCUUUUUUUGAUGAGGGUUAGUAGGACAGAAAGCAAAAGGGAAGCAUAGAGAUUUGCAUCUUACCAUUUCAAGGUGAAUGUUCUCAAAAAAUGGCCAGGUUUUGGCCGCAACAUUUGGAAAGCAGUUCAAUGCAAAACCCAGACCAAACCUCUUGCUAUAACUAAGGCAUUCUGGUGAAUUUUGAGCACUUACUGAUAUAGCAUAAAAAGUGUGGACAUUUGCACUUAAUUAUGUUGUUGAUUUUGUAGCUUAUUCCAUAUUUAUUUGUUUUCACAUUUUUGCUUACACUGCUACAGAAAUUAUAUAUGCCGUUGAAAUUGGAAGCUGGAUUUUCAAAUUAUUGCUAAAAAUGUGUAUAAUGCAAUACAGCUCAGUUAAGUAUGGAGUAGUACAGUACUAUGUAUGUGCUGUAUUUCAGCUUUUCUAUUUCCGUGUUUCUAUAUAUUAUACACUGACACACUGCUUUACUAGACUGUACUCAAAUGUGGCUAUCCGUGUAACGCUUGUGAUGGUACUGUCAUGUAAUGACACCAGAGAGCACCAGAGCAUGAAUGUGUUACACUGUAUUUUAUCUGGAGCAAAUGCAGUGAAAUGGCCUGGUCUGUACACCCCUCUGAUAGGUCAUUAUCCGCACAUUGUAAGCUAAGUCGCACAUUGGCUAUUCCUAGAUAUUAUUUUAGCGUGCAGAUCAGUGGCAGAGCUGGCUAGGGCCAGUUGGUUAGGAGAAUUCAAAACGACAGAUUUUGAACAGAAAAUGAGUUAUUUGUUACAGGGUUAUUUUUUCACAUUUCCUUUACUAAACACUGCAGUAUUUUGCCUUUGAUGCAUUUAUUAUGUUAACUUUCAUUUCAAGUGAAAACAAGUAUGCAACUACAUGCUUAUUUUUGUAAUAUACAGUUUAGCCCCACACUUUACUUGGAACAUUAGCAGUGAAACCUCAGAGAUAGAAAUCCUUUCGGACUGGGGGUCAUUUGGAACUCUGAGCAGUUUGAAAUUGCACCCGAUUUAAUUUUAAUAUCGUAUAUUCAAGUGCUUACUUGUAUUACUGUUGGUAAUUUUAUCCAUUAACAACAAAUAAUCAAACUAAUAUAGACAGGGAUGUCAUGGGAAUAUAUUUUUGUCAGCUUUCUGAAUAAUAAUAACAGGUCCAUUACUGACCCCUGCUUAGCGUAAUGAAUGUAGCCAGUAUGUGUUGAUUAGAGGAACCGAACUAUUGAACAAGAAAUGCGCUAAAAGGCAGUGGAGCGCAUUUAAAGAAAGCGAUGGCUGGUUCUUCCCUUCAUAAGACAUGAGGUCAGUAAAGAAACGUAAGGGGAGCAGUGAUCUGCGGAUGUGCAUUCUCUGUCAAGCGCAACUGAAACUGCCUCUAGCACUUAAUGAAUAAACGCCUGUGUCAGUGAGAAACACACAGAAGUGUGUCAACGUGAAACAGAAGGUACCAUUGCUUUUGUUUCAUUAUGCCGGGCCCUCAGAGACUUGUUACAAGUGCACUGAUUUUAGAUGAACCUUACAUAAAGUUAUAGAGGAAGAAGUGUGUGUGUGUGUUUUUUUUAUCCGUGGAAAGUGUUACUCAUUCAUGUUCAAAUGGUCACUUUUCUGCAUCAGCGACAACCACAAAGAAUCUGCGUUGUGUAAUACGGAGCUUGAAAUGGCAUAACUGCAUGUGCUGCUUCUGCUUUUGUACCCUGUUUGGUUGACUGGUCAGUCUGUAACAGGUUUAUAUCUCUGAGGUUCCUCUGUAUUGGUUCUAGUCAACAAUCACAAAUAAAAAUAAUGACAUUUUAUCAUCAGUACAGGUGAACAUCUUGAAACAUUUGAAACAUUUGCCAUCAAUGCAUUUCACAUGCUGUACAUUUUAGGAACGAUUUACAAUUACCUGACUGGUGAACAGUGACUGAAAAGUGAAGUUAAGUGUCUUCAAAAUGUGCACGUGCCAGUGACAUAUUUCUGUCCCACCACUCUUUAUUUAAGGAAUUUUGUUUUGAAGAAAAAAAAAACAUGCCAUUAGAAUAACACGUUAAGACUUAUUUGGCCUGUGUCAGAUAGAUGAUGCAUAUUAAAUACAGAGAGCUAAGGAAAUAUUAGUGUUUAAUUUACAGCUGUCAGGACUGCUGUGGUUUUCACACCUGUACAUUAUAAGCAAAAGCAUGAGCUUCCGUGCUUGGCCAUGCUUGUGACAGUCUACGAGUGUUUGCUCAUAUUGUUUAUUGGAAGUCAAGAAGUUCAUGUAUUCUCUGGACCGUUGUAUAGACCUACCUGCUUUUUACAGAGGUCAAAUCCGAAUAUAUUUGCCAAAUGUGAGAGCAAGAGCAGUGCAUGCCAAUUGUUGGUGCUAUAAUGCAUGAGGUUGGGAUUGCCCUGUAGGCUUAAUCGCCCUUGAUCGUACAAAGAUGAUUGCCAACUUAUUGACAGCCAAAAGGCAUUUUCCCCAAACUUGAAUCUGGCUUUUCCUUUUCCCUAUUCUGAUGUAAAAUAAAUAAAUAAUAUGAUGAAAAUGUGCUAUGAUAUUGAAGGGGUGUCCAGCUAAUGAGAAAGUAUACAUGCCUUUGUUGAGAUUUUGUGUAGAAGUCACAUUCAUUCCUGAGCUUCCUUGAUCGCAUCACACCGUUAACAUCCUCAAGCAUUCUGGCUUUACUGUAAACUCCAUGGACAUCAGGGUUGCGAGCUUGCAUCAGAACUAAUAUGGCAGGUGAUUUGACCCUUCUUAAAUGCGUCCUUUUGAUAUAAAUGUAACAUGUCCCCCGAACCACUGAUGAUCAUCCUAGGGGUAAUGAAGCUCAGAGGCUGCCAAUAGAUUAGCAACUUAAGAAAUACCAGGAGAAUUGAAAUCCUGUUUUUCAGCUUCCUCCAACUGCAUUUCAACCUCCAUCCAGCAAAUUAUUAAUUUUACAAUUGUAUUUAAUUAAUAAUGACAGUAUUUUUUAAAGUAAUAUCAAUAACUGGCUGUCAUUUGUAAUGUUCGUACACAAACAUGGCACAUGAGGGGGAACAGACUUUUAAAGUACCACACAUGGAUAACUCUGUAAUGCAUUUAAUGUUGACUGGACAUUUAUUAACUGUAUCUUGGUAUUGUACUGCCUGUGUAUUUUCAGUACAGCUUUGUGUACAUAACAUAGCAUUUAUAUAUAAACCCAAAGUUAUUUAGUUAAAGCAGAUUUGUUUAGAUGAUUACUGAUAAAUUCAGACAGGCUAGUGAUUUUUUAGGCUUGAUUAGUUUGCAAAGCUGUCAGAGUGGGGGGGAAAUUAAUAAAUUAAUAAUGGUAUUUGAGGAGUGGGAAUAUAUUCAGAUAUGAGAAUUUAUAUCCAACCGCAAUUAAUAAAAAUAACAAACCAA
Molecule: messenger RNA, 6041 nt
Organism: Anguilla anguilla (European eel)
Lineage: Eukaryota; Metazoa; Chordata; Actinopteri; Anguilliformes; Anguillidae
Product: carnitine O-palmitoyltransferase 1, liver isoform-like
Exons: 19
Coding region: 139-2475 (778 amino acids)
Biological process (GO): carnitine metabolic process; fatty acid metabolic process
Cellular component (GO): mitochondrion
Molecular function (GO): carnitine O-palmitoyltransferase activity
Source: RefSeq, a predicted model, not a curated record